AUGAGUGAUCGAAAUAGAAACAAGUUGCCCACUAACUUGCCACAGUUGCAAAACUUGAUUAAAAGGGAUCCCGAUUCGUACAGAGAAGAGGUGAGUGUGCUGUUUUAGGGAUCAAUGUCGCCGUUUCUUUAUUUGCACGUGCAACGUUGCUCUGCGGUCCUUAUGGAUUGUCAGUGAACAAAAUUACCCUUGCUUUGCUUUCGGAAUUGUUGUUGAUUUCAAGAUUUUUUCAGUUUAACAUGGGUAAUUGAUACAGAUGUAUAUCGAUUUAACAGAGCUCCCUUAAUGCUACUGAAGGAAAAUGAAGUUUGUAUGAUUUAUUGAAUUGAUAAAAUUAACAAUAUGAUUCAUUAGGGAUGUCGUUUGUGCUUUGAAUCAGGUUCCUUUUAGGAUCAUUAUACUAAACUGUAGCAAAACUGACCUGAAACCUUGAUUUACUCAGUUUUCUAACCCUAACAUAACAUAACUUAACUUCAGAGUCAUUCGGCGUUCGGCAUCCUUUCAGUGUUUUACAAAAUACCCCUGCCAGGCAAAAACGAGUCACAAAGCGUGGACUGGAUGCCAAUGCCACCAUCCACUUGUGCUAAAUUUGCCUAUUUUUAGCCUGAAGGGCUGCAGUAAAUCACCUUUCCAAUGUUCAACAACAACAGCGGGGGCGGAUCUAGGGGGAGGGUGCAGGGGGUGCGCACCCCCCCUGAGAUGACCUGCGGUUUUCUAAUACAACUGGUAUUUUGCAAAGAAAAAAAACUAUGUGGUUUAUUGGUAUUGAAGUAGAGCAAGAGACGAAUGCACCCCCUCCUAAAAAAAUCCUGUAUCCGCCCCUGAACAGUGUUCCUCUAAAAAACAUAUGUGCUUGGUGGUAGCAUUGCAAAGUGUAAUGUGAGGCAAUGGUUUCUACUUUUAGUUUCUCCAGCAGUUUCGGCAUUAUGAAUCCAAUCUGCAGAUAUUUAAACUUGAUCCAUCAAAUGCAAACAAAACUCUUGGAGACUUGGUCAUGUUUAUCAGCCAGGUAAGCAAAAGUAACCUGAAAUGUAAACUUCCUGGAGUGUUAACAAAUAUUUUCAAGAAAAAUGAUCAAAUCCAUGAUCAUAACACUCGUUUAAGUAAACAUCUACAUAAGCCCUUGAGUAAAACAAAUGCACGAAAAUUUACAGUAGCAAACAAAGGGGUAGAUAUUUAUAACAGCUUGACAGAUGACAUAUAAGAUAGUUGGUGAGGUUAUUGUUUUAAACGUAAAUUGAGAAUAUCCUUUGCGAGUAAAGAGGUAGUAUGAAACAGUGAUUUCACAUUUGUGAUAUUUUAUUGACAAAUUCGAUGUAAACACCUAUACAGUAUUGAUGACAUAAAAACCUUAAUUCCUAGCCAAAAUCGUCCACGUCAGCAAAUGAAAUUGAUGUAAAUUGUCAGGGAGUCCCUUGAUGAGCAGAAAAAGGCUUCUGAGACUUCUUGUUCAAUAGUAAUUGUUUCUUAAGUACUAUCAAAAUGUUGUAACAUACAAUAUUGAGCAAAUCAAUAAAUCAAAUCAAAUUUCCCUUGAAAUACAUGUAAACUAAUAAGGUAGUAAUGAUAUUAAUAUUAGUAAUGAAAAGAAGAAACAAUAAUAAAUUAUUAUUUUAUAUAAUGUUAUAGGGUUUAUAAACUACUGCUUAUAAGCCUUGGGCUUAUACGUCUUUGUAGGGAGUUUUAAGAGGGCCUAAAAAUGGAGGGGCUUAUUUCUGAGGGGGCUUUCAACUUGACUAGCUAGAAAAAGCAUUUGCUGACAAGUUACAGAUAUGGCAGUGCUGAUCAAAAUACAUUUUGUAUUAUUUGGUUUUCAAUAAAGCUUCAAAACAUCAUAAUGAAUCAAAUUCAUUUUAAUACAAGCUUGAGUGGCUUAUAUCUCAGGGGGACGGGGGGAGGGGGCUUAAAAUGAAUGCAUUUUUUAUGUGAAGGGGCUGACUAUACUGACAGUGUAAGCUUAUGAAUUAAUUUUAUAGGUUUCCCACUGCUAUACUAAAGAAUUAGAACAUUUUCCUCAAGAAAUAAUAGAUGUCCUUCAAAGACACCACAGUGCCAUGGAUGCAGAUCUCAGAAUGGUAACCAUCGAUAUGUAGCAAUAUUAUUAAUGUUGAAGUAUAAAUGUACAGGGCACAUUAUUGUAUUUUUUAAUUUUCAAGUUUCAUCGUUCUGCUGUGCAUUUGAUGGGCCACAUUAUUUGUUAAUAUGGAGAAAUAUUAAAUAAAUUAUUAUUGAGGUGCUCUGCUAUUCUUCAUUUUCUAUUGACACAUGUUUCUGAUAGAGAGUGUACACAUGAGUUUCUAAGAGAAAAAGAUUGUUCUAAAACUUAAUGCACCCACACUCUGUUCAAAUGCAAAUUAAACUUAGUGACGGAAGCAAUAUUCAAACCCAAAUGAAACAGAUUCAUUCAUUUCAGACUAUUGCACACUAUGCUUGAUUCCGCAAACUAAUCCUAAUUCAAUGCUUUCUUAAUUUUACAGACGCUCUGUAAAGCUCUUAUACUUAUUAGGAACAAGAACCUUCUCUCGCCUACAAGGUAUUAUUUCUUACAAUGUAAACAUGAUUAUAUAUAGUAUCUUACAUGUGGCACUCACUUUCUUCUAGUUUUUGCAUAUUUUGUAUUUAUUUUAUCUGUACCAUGCACAAAAAGAUUCCUGAAAGAAAGACUACUGCAAAUAGUUUUACAUAAAAGUUUUGAUAGUAGAUGCUCUUACAAGCUACAACCUUAAAUUAAAUAGUUAUCGCAUUUAUUCGAUUAACCACCCUGGGCGCUUAUUAAAUUUUUUGACCUUUAGAGUGAGCACUUACUUGAGGCUGGGUGCUUAUUAAAUUUUCACCAUUUUCAGCGAAUGUGGUAUGUUUACUUUGCAACAAAGCAAUAAAUGGUAAUAACAAAAUGCAAAGAUGUAACAAAGUAAGGUUUCUGUAAAAUACUCUGAAGAAAACUCAGUCUUCGUGGAAGUCUCUUUGUAGUAUUUAUUUAAUUUCAAAUUCAAGCCCACUCAAGUCAAUAAGUGAAUUCUCUGGUGCUGCUUCCUCGAUGUCCGACAUGGUAAUGGAGGGGGAGGGGGGUGUAGUGGGGGUGGGCACUUAUUUGAGGCUGGGCACUCAUUAACUUUUUCUGCCUUUGACAUGGGCGCUAAUUCAAGGUUGGGUGCUUAUUCGAAUAAAUACGGUAAGAGGCAGUGCACCAAGUGUUUAGGGCAGUGGACUUGCAAUUUGAAGGCUUUGAGUUCAAGGCCUACCCCAAUUGCCAGCUGGAAGUUAGGAAGUCCUUUUGUUCCUGUUUUUGAAGUGGAUAGUACCCACAGGAAAUCCUUGUCUCCUGGCCCUACAUUGUAAAUGUGACACCCCUGCUUUAAUAGUGGUGUUGAUUUCAAUGAUUAUUUAAUUUGUUUUUGUCCUUAUUUGCGGUCCACCUUGUAAACUCCAGCUUACCAAUUAUUAAGACACCCCUACAAAGCCAUUUUUGUAGUUUUAAAUUACUGUAAUAAUUGUGGUUAGUUUUUACUGUUAUGAUUCUAAUUUAUUUGUACUACCUGUUAUGUUAAACUAGCAACUGUAAUUUAUUUUAUUUUGUAAAAAAGAAGGAAAUGUUGUGAUAAGUGGUUGACUGACUUUUCCCUUCUCAUUAUCAGUCUUCUAGAACUCUUCUUUGCACUGUUCAGAUGCAAGGAUAAACUACUUAGAGAGGUUCUUUACAGUCACAUAGUCACAGAUAUCAAGAACAUAAAUGCAAAGCACAAGAACAACAAAGUCAAUACUGUAAGUCGUCAAAUGCUAACGUGAUUGUACAGACAAUUGAGUUGGCAUACAUCAUCACAGAAACUGUCAAGUGUUAAGCUAUAAGGAAGCCAUUCUUUCUUCAAUUCAAUGUUACAAGUGUAUUCCUUUACAGCAGCAAGUCAUGCAUGCAAUUUCUUUUUUGCGGUUUCCCUUUAAUUAACAAGAAUUUGUAGAUUUUGUCAUCAACUAUUUUCUUCUUGUUCAUCAUCAUCAUCACCAUCAUCAUCAUCAUCAUCAUCAUCGUCAUUUUAACUACUUAAUACCAAGACAGAGUGUAAUGUAACUUCAUGUCUACUCAUUAUUUUUAUUUACUUUUAGACGUUGCAGAACUUUAUGUACACGAUGCUACGUGACAACAAUCCUAUAGCUGCUAAGAAAUCCCUUGAUGUAAUGGUUGAACUGUAUAGAAAAAAUAUUUGGAAUGAUGGGAAAACAGUAAAUGUGAUCACAACAGCCUGUUUUUCCCCUAUAACAAAGGUAGUACAUGUUCAUGUAUUACAGCUGUUAACCCAGCAACAUUUUAAUUCAUUGAAUAAGUACCAACUCUUUUACAAAUAAUAGACUAAGCCCCCUUCCCUGAAUAUGGUGUCUAUUGCCUUGGCCGAACUGGUAAAUAAGGACCCUUUCUUGUGUAAGUACCCUUCUCACAUUUCGAUCACGUUCACAUUGUGCUAAGCAUAUCACAUAAGGAAAUUGUCUUUUCUUAGUUUAUUAGUAUAGGAGAGCAGUUUCUUUUGUGUUAUGUCAGCUCGAUAUACCGUAUUUAUUCGAAUAAGCACCCAACCUCGAAUUAGCGCCCACCUCGAAUAAGCGCCCAUCCUAAAGGCAGAAAAAGUUAAUAAACGCCCAGCCUCGAAUAAGCGCCCACCCCACCACACCUUCCUCUCACUCCCAGUCAAAGUCAAAUUAGCGACCACCCCUAAAAUUGAAUAAGUACUAAUAAGAGACUUCCCGAAGGUUACAUUUUUAUUGUUUUGUAGGAAAAUACACAGUCAUACUACACUUGCUGAAAAUGUUGAAAAUUUAAUAAGCGCCCAGCCUCGAAUAAGCGCCCAUCUUGAAUAAGCGCCCACUCUUAAGGUCCAAAAAUUUAAUAAGCGCCCAGGACGGUUAAUUGAAUAAAUACGGUACUUGCAGAGGUCUUUUGUCUGUAGCUUGUUCCAGUCCUCACUUCUGUAUUUGGCACCAGGGAAAAUGAAAGGCAGGCGCAAAAAGAAUGAAAAGAAAAGAAAAAACCGACAAGGACUGCCAAAAUGACAGGGUGCCCUCUCUCAUACGUUUUAUUUACAUGUAGUUAGUUAUAUUAUCUUAUUUGUUUUAUUUUAUUUUAUUUUAUUAUUUUUUUGCGCUCACUUUUCUACUCAGUUUGUCCCCACAAACUGAGUUGGCUAUGUGAAAAGACUUUGUGUGCUUAUGUACCUGAAAAUUCAUUUGUAGAUUGUGGUUGCAGCUCUGACAUUUUUUCUUGGACGUGAUGAAGAAGACAAAGAUAAAGAAGACAGUGAUAGUGAUCAAGAGGUUAGCAAAGUCAUUACACCUUUUUUUGUUUGUGUUUCUUUUCCCUGAUGAAUAAACUUUUGUAACUGAAAAGACACAACCGCUACCUCGGCAGCUCCAAUACUGCAAUGUCUUAUUGCUUGCAAAACUGAAUACUGUAAAAAAAACGUCCUGUAACUGGGAUCAUUAGCCAGAGAACACCCUGGGUUCUUUUGAGCUUUUUUAUGACCAUCUUUUCAAUGUGGCUAAAUGAGAUUUAGGCUAAGUUAAACUCUGGACAGUGCUGAUCGACCAGAUGUCUUUCUCAUCUGUGAUUUGCAGCAGGGGCGUUGGGUCUUUUUGCAGCCAUUAUGUGAGGUCAGGUCAUUACAUUUUCGUGUUGUUGCCGAUCAUCGGUCGUGUUUUUUUGGAGCUCAGUGAGUUUGGACGCCACUCUCAGGGCUGUCAAGGUUACGCAUUGCACUCAGCUGCGGUCCAUGGUUCUACCAGCCUCUCAUGCACCUCCCCCCAUGCUCAUCUCUGUGGAUGACUUAAUUAAUAAAAAGCAAAAUGUAAUGAUAUCUGAGGUACCUUUGUUCUUGUGUUACGCCAAAUCUGUUUUGCUAGCUGGACCAGUCUGCCAUUAGACGAAUGCUUCAUGCCAGUAGUGUGAACAAGAAAACAAUGAAGAAGAAACAGAAAAUUGAGAAAGCAAUGGCAACUCUAAAGGUAGCUUUUUUGACUCUGCGUGUUCGUCUUCAUAACUUUCUUGCAUUUUAGUACUUCUUGUUUGCUCGGCAUGUCUUACAGACUGUAAGUACCGUAUUUUUUCCUUCCCCCUUUUAAACCCUUUCCCCCACCCCUCCCCCCAAACCCAUGCAAUCUCCUUUGCCAAAAGGCGAAAAACUCCUCAUCUGAAGUGUGGGAACGCAAGGAAUCCUUUGCAUGCUGGUGUCCCUUUCAUUUACCAAACCUCGUUCCCAGGGUUCAGGGGGCGUGUAGGAGGGAAAUCUGAUCUCGGCUCCGCUUCUCUUUCGUAUCACUUUAGAGGUACGGCACCCAAUAUUGAGUUAACUCUUUAAACCCUAAAAUCAAAAUUUGAAUUCUUAUUUGUUGCCUCUAUUCAUUUCCUACAGAAGUAGUGGGGAGGAGUUGAUAAAAAUUAAUAUCAAGCAAAUUCAUCAUGUGUGAUCAUGUCUGUAAUUCUCAUGACAACUCUGUUUUACAUAGCAUUGAUAUUACAAGGAGAAAUUUGAUGCUGAUAACUCUUAAGGGCUCAAAGAGUUAAGUCAUUUUUGUUCUCCUCUCGUGCUGGAGCAUUGUUAACAAUAUUAUUUUGUGCUUUUUAAUAUUAAAUAAUGUUAAAUUAUGAAUUUAUCUUUUUUAUCAGAAACAAAAGAAGAAACGCAAAAAUACGUCUGCAGUUAAUUUUUCUGCUCUUCAUCUUAUCAACGAUCCUCAGGGUAAGACAACUCAAUGUAAUAGACCGUAAUAGGCCAUUUCCAAGUUGCACCAAGCCUCUGUUUCACGGUAAGCCAAAGUGCAAAGCCAUUGAUGUGAUAAUGCAUUUUUAUCCUCAUGCACAUAAAACUCAUUUUCACAAGAAAAGUUUUGCAUUGAGCCAGGAGCUCCUGACUUAGCCUCAUUUCGAAAUUGAGCAUUAAACUCGGAAAUGGCCCGUAAUAAACGAAAAAAAAAUGGAUAAGUUAAGUUUACAACCCCAUAACAUGGUAGUUUUUUUCAUGAACUCAUUAUAAGUGUCUCACUGAAUUUUAAAAUUUUGGUUUUAACAGGAUUUAGUGAAAGAUUGUUUAAACAACUUGAGACCUCAACAGAAAGAUUUGAAGUUAAAGUAAUGAUGAUGGACCUCAUAUCAAGACUUGUCGGGGUUCACCAGGUCAGAUAUUUUUCUGCGUGCUCUGGUUAUACCCACCUGCAUUAUUGCAAAUUUUAAAAUAUAAAUGCAUCUAGGAUUGUCCACAUUCUGCUGCCAUAAUUUAGGGCAUAAAAGUGAGGCAAAAGAGUCAGCAACAACAACAACAAUAAGUUUAUUUCAAAUUAAAUAUAGCUUACAAAGCUUGUGCCCACAAUUAGCAAAGGCUAUUCGAGGCGGGUACAAGAGAAAAAAGAAAAUUCUAUGAAUAUAUAUAUAUAUAUAUAUAUAUAUAUUAAACGAACAACCCUAGAAGCAAUCUAGUUUGUCGUGUGGUCCAGAAUUAUGUUGAAUUAAUAGUGGAACAUUUCUCUGACUCUUUGUGUUUUAUGCAAACUUUUCCAAGACCAUAGGAUUUCCAUUUGAGACACCAGCCCAUAUACAACAUUUUAAGACCAUGCCUGAUUACAAAUUAGUAAAAACGUGGCUUCGAGCUGUUUAAGUUCCACAGCAUUGUUAGCUGUCUGAUUCUCAGAUGAGUCAUUUCAAUGAUUUAGCGAGAAAAAUCAUCCAAAAUGAGCAUGUUUAUAUUAAUAAUAUUAAUAUAUAGAUUUAGCAAAGGCCAAAAGCGAAGCUUUCGUAGGAUCUUUCAAGAAAUUUAUUUCUGCAGUAAUUCAACUUUUGCCAUAAGCAAGAAACAAACUGAAUUCCUCCUGAAGAAAAUGGACCUGAGCCUGUGAUUAAUUGAAAACCAAUAACAGUCAGCGGAUGACACGUCAUCUCAACGAGUUGUAAACCUUUUUUGACAGCUGUCAAUUGACCAAAACAUUUAUCAAGUUUAGCACAGAUUGUAUACUACUACCUUAGACUCCAAGGUAGUAAAUGUCACAUCCGCUAACAUGAACGGGUCGACGAACGUACGGACGAUUUUGUAAGAACCCAAAUUUCUUGGAUGCAUGGAUAACCAAAUUUUCUUACCCACGAUGCUCCGCUGCGCGCUUUCACGGAGCAUUCUAGUGAUGCUAUUUGAGCGUAAUAGUGACAUUUGUUGAGCGUAAAUGACUAGCAUAAUAGUGUGAAAGCAUAAUUAGCACAUUUCAAAAAUUAUGCGUUCAACCUCGUCCCUAGGGCUUCUCCCCUCCCAUUUUCGAAGAGAAAAGCCCCGGGGACAAGAUUGUAAUGCAUCCCAUUUUGUCCAGGACCGCGCCGUUUAGAGGAUUUGCGGGAGACUGGGUCGGGUGUUCUGUCGAACUGCACUGUGGACUGUUUUGGGGACGCUAGCGCUAUUUGAUUGGAUUUUACGAGGAUGCGCGGGGAAAAUGGGUCAAGAUUCCUCCCCAGAAAAGUCCCCACAACAACGACCAAUCCGAUUUUCAACCACAACCGCGCGAAAUGGCCAAGUGAGGCAGCAUACUCUCCCAGGGUCAUAAAAGUGGGCUAUGAAGCCCUGUUUUCAUAUGAUUUCUAUCGAAUUGUUACGAUCGCCGAAUAAGGUCGAACGAUCCGGACGAUUGCAAUUGUAGUCAUCUUAGCGGCCAUACGGAAAAUAGCCGUAUCAGCUCAGCCAUCUUGGCAAUGAUCUAUCCGAUUGUGGAAGAGUUGUUCACAUACAAUAAGUGCGACUGCUAAUCAACUGCAGUGAUUUUAGCGAUCGUACAUCUAUUUUCCCAGUAAUGUCCACGCCUUCUGUCAAAAUCAUCCGCAACAAAUUCCAUGUUGUAAUUUCAAACGAAAAUAAUCAUCCCCUUCACAGGAGUUUAAUUUUUUUCCUGUUCGUUCCACAGCUUUUCUUGUUCAAUCUGUAUCCUUUCAUCCAAAGAUACCUGCAGCCGCAUCAACGAGGUAAGAACUUGUGUUUCUCUUAUUAUAUUUUUGUGGGGGAGUUUAUGCACAAGGGCAGGUACUUUUUCCCCCACGAUCUUGCGAAUGGUCAGAUAAAUCUAAGGCAGUUAGUAAUUUUUUUUCUUCGAACAGCUGUAGUAUCGUUUUCUUAAUGAUACUGUAGCUUUGGUUUCUUGAUCGAAGAGCAAAGGAAAACAAAUACAAACUGUGUGGACUGGACCACGUGGCCAACUAAUCAAUUCACCUUAGAGUUUGCAAACGUCAGUUAACUCGAAUCGUCUCCAGAAUCGUGUCCGUCUUAUAGAGGUGUCAGUUAACCCUUUAAGCCCCGAUAUCCACUUGGAAAUUCUCCAAACUGAUCUCCAUACAUUUCCUUAAAGAAUUAGUUGAGAGAAUUUGAUUAAAGAUCAAAGCUCUUUCUCUUUAGUGAUCAUUUUAUUGACUCUCGUAACCAUUUCUCUUGGUAACAUAUGGUUAUUCUUAGGAGAAAAUUGAUGUUGGUCACUAGAGGGAGUUAACUGUACACGAGAGGACUGCAUACAAGUCAGUCACUGAACUGGGCUUUUAGUUGCCUUUUUUCACCCUUUUCCUACAUUGUGUGAGUAGUAAUUUGAAAUGGUCUGUUAGUAACGUUUUUCUUUUGUUUCUCGAUCCAUCAGAGGUCACUAAACUGCUGACAUAUUUCGCUCAAGCGUGCCAUGAGCUUGUUCCUCCAGAGGUUUGUAAAUCCUUAAUUUCAUAUCCAGUGAGUUCUGGAACGACUGUUCCUUCACAUUCGGGUUAGGAUUCUACCCCUUAAAAAUCGAUUGUAAAUAGAUGUUCCACUUUUCUUUCAGGUCAUUGAAUCAGGUCUCAAAGCAAUUGUAAAUAAUUUUGUCACAGAAAGAAACUCUAAUGAAGUUAUGGCUGUUGGGUAAGGAUCAUAAAUUAAUGUCUUCUGGUUAUUCCAAGAAUAUUUGCUAGAACGUUUCUCUUUUAUGUCCAUGUCAUAGGAUUCCUCAAGAGCAUUUUUGCAAGGGAUGUUGAAUGUAUUUCUAUUCUUUUGGCGCUAAUUUCAUAUAAUUUCAGUAAACAUAAGAGUCAGCCUAUCGGCAUUCAAUUAUCCAGUCUUAGCUUUUCGCUUUUUUAUAUGGCUGUGAUUAAAUUAACUUCAUAUUAGGAUUGAUACAGCGAAGGUUGAGUUGCUUGGAGAAUUUAAGACCGACUUAUCAGUGCAUAAAUGGACUUCAGUUAUGAAAUCUAGCCCGUUUGUAGUACUCGCUCUGGAAAUUUCAACUCGGAUAGAAACUCACUUCAUGCAAUUGAAAGCGUCCCUUUAUGAAGGCUCGUUUUCCUCAUUCUAGAUCAUUGAGGUCUGUUAGUAAUGAACUUUUAAUGCAACCUAGAUCGUAUACCAAGACCUAUGGAGAUAGAGCAUUCGCUGUUCAUGCACCAAGAGAAUGGAACUUAAUACCCUAUGAAAUUCGGAAGUCCAACACCAUCUCGAGUUUUAAAAGAUCACUUAAGACGUACUUGUUUACUAAAUUCAGUGAUAACGGAUCAUUGUUUUUAUAAAUUUGUAUAUAUUGCGUUAGUUUUAAUUUUUUCCCUUUUUUUUUAUCAUUAUGAAUAUGGUUUAAUAGUUGUUUUAGUUUCAAUUUUUCCUUUUUUAUCCAUUGUAAAUAUAUUAGGAUAUGGUAGUAAAUUUGUAAAUAUUUUUCAAUAAUGUUGUUUACAUGAUUGUAAAGCGCCUUGAACAUAGGAUAAGAGCGCUAUAGAAGUAAAGUUAUUAUUAUUAUUGUUUAGGAAACCCUGUUUAAUCCCUUAAACCCUAAGAUCAAAAUUUGAAUUCUCAUUUGUUGCCCUUAUUCAUUUCGUACAGAAGUAGUGGGGAGAAGUUCAUAAAAUAUCAAGCAAAUCAUCUUGUGUGAUCAUGUCCGUAAUUCUCAUGACCGCUCUGUUGUAUGAAGCACUGAUAAGGAGAUGCUGAUCACUCUUAGGGCUUAAAGGGUUAAGACAUUUUUGUUCUCCUCUCGUGCUGGAGCAUUGUUAACAAUUUGGUGCUUUUAAACAAUUGUCAAACUAGGGCUUAAAGGGUUAAAUCUGAGCCCCGCUAACCUGCGUAGCCGGCGGAAUUGUUUUUGCGCGCGUGAGAGUUUUUGGCGGCAAAGCCGCGAGAGGCGUCUCCUCCCCGUUCUCCGCGCGGCUUCACAGCUCCUCUGCCAAAACUUUGCUUGCCCAAACGAUCCUGCCAGCUCCACAGGCUAUUCAUCAUGUAACCGGCCCCUGAAUCCUAGCCAAAAGACGUGAUUUGCUCUCUUUUGUUUUUAGUUUAAACGCUGUUCGCGAAGUCUGUGCAAGAUGUCCUCUAGUGAUGACCGAUGAGCUACUACAAGAUUUAGCGCUGUAUAAGACGUCUAAGGAUAAAAGUAAGUGUGUUUUGAACUAUUCUCAAUGCCCAGAAAUAAACCAAGAAUAUUUUCAUAACAAUAUAUAGCCCACAAUUGUAAGCGUUGUAUAUAUUACCACCAUUUUUCUUAUUGUGCGCAUUUGUCUAAAAAUAUCUCAGAGGGCGGUCAGCGACCCACCCUUCCAGCCCUCAUGUAUGAGGCGGUGCGUAGACUGUUCACAGUCCCCUAUUUUCCUGUGAGAUCAUCGAGAUCGAGCGCCUCUUACCGUUCAUGACAGCCAUCUUGAUUUUCAAAUGUACCGAGGGGGCGGGCUUCGAAGAUUAUAGCUUUAUUAUACUCGUCUCUUCCCAAACCGUUCCCCGCCCCCUAAGCAGAUUUGAUACUCUUCCCCAGGUCAGACUCGGUACAUUUGAAAUUAAGAUGGCCGCCAUUAACGGUAAGACGCGCUCGAUCUCGACGAUCUGACGGAAAAAUAGGAGACUGUGAACAGUCUACGCGGUGCACUACCUUCAAUACAUGUGAAUGUACCACUGUCCACACCAGUGAACAGUGACCAUUUUCGUCCCAUCUUUCAUAUCCUCAUUCGUAUUAGUUAGUGAGAAUAUAUUACUGUUCCUUUACAUCUCAUAAAACUGACGCUAUUGUUGUCCCUGCAGGUGUUAUGAUGGCUGCUAGGUCUCUUAUACAGUUGUUCCGUGCUGUGAAUCCCGCUCUUCUUCAUAAGAAAGACAGGGUGAGAAAACUCUUUUCACUCGAGCUGUUGUGAAGGUUAAAGUCUUUGGGUGCAGAGGGAGGCGGGAAGGGGGUGGGGAGAAAGGGAAGCUCCCCCACCCCAUGUCCCCUUUUUGGUAGAUAGAGUUAACUUGCUCUUUGUGGUUAAUUUACUUAAUUACUAUGUGCUAUAGUUUUUUUUUUUUUCAAAAUAAACUUACCAAAUUCUUUAACGUUGACGAUAUUCUGUACCUCUGUUGUAGGGCAAACCGACCGAGGAAAGCAAAACGUUUACUGUAAAACAGUAUGGUGAACUGAAGACGACUAACUUUGUGCCUGGAACAGAGGUAAGUCAUUAACCCCAAAAAGUUUCAAAAUUGUGUUUCCCCAUAUCAUCAGUUUCUAGUGUCACUUGAAAAGCGUACAAUGUAUUACACGAAUAAAAUCUUUAUUUGUCAAUAGCAAGUAAUGUGAGCAAUAAUUUUUAUAACCUUGACAAAUUUGCGUUAAACGACUGAAGUUAGUCACUUCCGUGCAAACACACGACACGCGAUUGCAUGUGAUUCCAAUCGCGGAAAAGUGCGCGCACCCUACACGAAGUGUGUCGUGGCUGUAGGACAACAUUGUGGCAAGGUUUAAAAACCUAACUCAGUUUCUCCCACUAUUUACUUGUUUCGAUUUCUCUCCUCUUUCUUUUACUUUUCUUUUUAACGAAGUGGAUUGACCACGGUUAGUUCAAGUUCACUCCGCAAUGUAGAAUGAUAUAUUUUCAGCACUGAUGAAUAAAACCCUAUUGUAGGUUCUUGACGAAGGAAAUGAGGACGAGGACCUUGAUUCUAAAAUCGAAGCAAACAAUGGUAAUGAGAUUUACUUCUUUUACGUAGCCGUUAUUGUCUCAGUGAAGCAGAAUAGAUUCAUUUCCCAUUAUGUUUAAAAGCAACACGAGUGAAUUAGAUGAAAAUGUUUCUUUUCAUUCAAGUUGUUCAGCUUAGCUUUCUUUUGACGGACAGUAAGUUUUCCCACUGUUUAUGACAGCCAUAAGGGCCGAUCCAAAAACUUCUCUUCUAAGAAAUCCUUUCAGCUCUGGUUAGAACUCAAUUUGGGUAAUUUCAUCAACAGAUGAAUGGGAAAGUGAUGACGAUGAUGACGAGGGUGAAUGGAUAGAUGUUUAUCACUCUUCAGAAGAGGAACAAGAGGUAUCAUUUACGCGCUCUGUUUAUUAGGAUGGUGACUCGCCAUUUAGACCAGCAUUGAGACCCAGCAAACUAGUAUUUCAUCCGUUUCUAUCAUCAAAUUCGUCUUUUGCUUGGAUUUAUGGUUAUCUGUAUCAAUCAAAGUUGUUGAAAAUAUAAUAUUUCUGUCCUCUUACCUUAACCACUCAAGUCUUAAGAGUGACUGACCAAUGUCAAUUUUCUCCAAACAGUUUCAGUGCAUCAUCAAGAGAAAAGCUUGUGAGGAUUAAUGUAUUGGUCACUUAAGGGAAAAAGCUAUGAUCUAUAAACUAAUUCUUUCGACUAAUUCUGUAAAGAAAUGUAAGGAGAUUAGUGUAGAGAAUUUGUAUGUCGAUGUUGAGGCUUAACAGUCCCGCGGGUUCCCGCACCAACUGGCGUUGAAUUAUUCAGAGACUGUUCACAGUUUCCUAUUUUUCCAUAAGAUCAUCGGUCUUCCAAGCACUUACCCUUACGGGCGCCAUCUUGGGUUUAAAUAUGCCGAGCCUAGCCAGGGGAUGAGUCGAGAGCUUUAGAUUUGAGGACGAGAACCAGUACGUGCUCGAGAUUUAACUUAAAGUUUUUCACGCGUGUUUUCAAAAAGAGACACCGUUUUAUUAUACUGAAGGAGGUUACGCCGUCUCCUGAUAACAAAAUGAUAAAACUUCUUACAUUCGACAACUUGUUCUCGCCACUACGACAUUCUCUCGUAGUAGAAUGACGACGGCUAUCAUGUUUUCCCGCCAAAAUGACGCUGGUUCACGCGUGAGGAAUACUCAGUGUUGAGAAAAUCUCUUACUCGUAGUCGAACUCGUCUCAGAAUCUAAAGCUCUGUAAUAUCAAAUCUACUGAGGGUGUUUUGGGUUGGGGGGGGGGAGAAGGUGUGCGGAGGAACAUUUGAAACCAAAGUGGCAGCCCGUAACGGUAAGAGUUCGAUCUCAACGAUUUUACGGGGAAAAGAGAGGACUGUAAACAGUCUUACUUAUUCAUCGAUUUUUUAAACCUAGCUUGAGCUCGUUGUUUACUGAACAUUUGGGCUUUUUCUUGGCUAGAUUGAAGAAGGUAAAAGUAACGAUGGUAAUGAAGAGGCAGAGGAAGAUUUGAACGCUAAAGCGGCCAGGAUAAGUCAGACCCGCGUAAGUUAAAAGUUUCAUUUCUCGUGGCAAAGUUAGACUUGCUAUCCAGUUAUGGCAACAUGAUGUUGGAUAUCCACCACUCUUUUAUCUACAUGGACGCUUCACUAAUGCCUAGUCUCUCUCUUGUGUCAACUGAACUAGAAAUUUUUGAUAAGUCACUGACAUGUAUAUGUUUUAAAACUCAUUAACAUGUAAAUGAUUAAGAAUUACUGUAUAUCAAUAAAAAACAGUUAUCCAAACAUUAAGAACUGCACGGGGCGUGCUCAUUUGUUUUGAAGUUUCUCACAGAUGAGGAUUUCAAAAGAACCUUCCAAAUACGAGAGAGUGCGGUUCGUCAGAUUGACCCUUUAAAUGCUGGAAAGAAAAAACAUUUUUCCUUGAAAAGAGGUGUCUGAACAUUUUAUGACAGAACCCUCAAUUAAAAAUGUUAAAGGUCUGUACUUUCUCACAGGCAUGUUAAUGUCCUUAGCUUUUCAGUUUAAACGUCUCGUAUUGAAAAUCCAAUAUUGUUACUUGACUAGCUAAUCUGUACGUUUGGUCAAAACUUGUUGGAACGCUUCCUUUAUUCCCCUGCCUCUUCUCUCAGAAAGCUUAAAUCUCUACUGUGAUUGUGAACCGUGCCUUUAAACAAAGUGUAUGGCGAUGUUUGGGUUGCGGGUGUUAAGUUACCGUUGGUGUGUGUGUUGUGUUAAGAAGAGGAGGUAGGCCUUUGUUCUGAUCGACUUAUUCCUUUUUAGAGAUAUGGGAGAUUUGCGUUUACCGUUUGUGUGUGUUGUGUAUUGAGAAGAGGAAAUAGAGGGGAGAUUUUAGUGAGAGAUUUGUGUACUGUGCGGGAGGAGGGGGGUAAGGUUGCAGUAAUUUUUGCAUUGUAUAACAGUCUUAGUACUUCUUUACGGUAGGGAACGUCAGAUAUAUUCUAGAAACUACAAAUCAGAAGAGAUUGAAUACCUGUCUUUUAGCGGAUUUCCUAUGGAAGAACACUUCUACCACAAAUCUUGUCAUUCUACAGACUUUUUCAAAUUUCUUUUUAUUCGUGUAUUUAUUAUAUUGAUCACUAUUGUUGUUAUUACUAUUAUUAUUAAUUCACUUUUUAAUAGGGGCGAGCUGAUAUCUCUAAGAGACAUCGAAAACAUUCACAAGAAGAGAAGACAUGACAAGGAAUCACGAUUGGAGACUGUACUUGUGAGUAUAUUGGCUUCUGUAUUCUACUAAGUUGAGACGAGUAGAGUUGCACCGAGUGUACAGAGUGAAAUGUCCCUAACUAGGAUACACCCUGGACCAGCCCGCCCCCCGCACACCAGCUACUUCGGCACCACAUGCGCCCCCUCCCCAAGUCAAGGUUGGCCCGUUUCGGCCUUUGCGCGCCUCCAUCCUUGAUUUGGAUUGGGGUUAGAAAGAUUGCGUUUUCUUUGUACUUACUGCAAUCUUGGACAAAGUAGACGGAAAACUAAGACCUCCCCUACCCUCAAGUCAAAGGUCAGUGGGAAAGUGGUGUGUUUUGGCCUUUGCAAGGCUAUAUCAUUAGUUUUUGGGGAAAAGGGGGGAUUACCUUUUCUUUUCCUUUCCUGUCCAAAAUUGUAGCUCUGAGCGGGAGAUCAUCCGGCCCAUUAACUGUCCUCUCGCUUAUAAUAAUACAGUAAACUUUCUCCGAGAGAGACACCUUCGAACUUAGUUUGACUGUCUUACGAUGAAUUUUGUUUGACCGGGUAUCAUGUCCAGCUCUAAAUCGUAUACCGGAAACUUUGUCCGAGCGGGACAACCUCCGGACUAGCGGGACUAGUUCUAGCUCUCCGCCUUGCUUGGUUACAUUGAACUUAGUCAGAGCGGGACACUCGCAAGACCAGCUUUGACUGCCUGAGUUAAAGACAUAAUCCUGGGACUCAUGUGCAACUAGCCUGUGAACAGGCCUUUGGUCGAUAACUCGAGACACCUGUUUAAUGUCUCAACGACCACAAUGUCUCACGACCACACACAUGGGUCGCCCACACAAACAGAGGAAGGCUACCUUUCUUAUUUGUUGACUUCAACUUAAUUCAAUAGUUCAUUCAUUUUCAGUCGAAACGGAGGUCCUUCUUUUUUCUUGCCCAGAUUUUUUUGUAUUAGAGUUUAUGCACAGACUAAGCAGUGAAAUUAUCUAAUCAUGACCAUACAGCCACUGAUGUUCGACUUAAAGGAGGACUGUAACUACAAUAAAGGUCGGUCAUUUUAACGACGCUCAAGUUCAGUAAACCGCUAAAUUUGUGUUUUAGGCAGUUUUUUUAAGGAAAAUUUUUCUAGUGUUCACUAUGCCUCAGAGACGUUGAUCACUAUAAUGAAAACAAUGUUUUGAUGCUCGGAUUGGAGAAAUAUUAAAAAUGACUUUGAGCGCAAUCUUUUUGACAAUGGCUAAACGCCGGGUUCUUAUAACCGACCCUAAAUUUCCAGAGAACGGUAAAGUAAAGAACAACCCCUAAGAUUUUUUUUCCAUACAAAUGGGGCCAUCAAAAAAUUAUGGGAAACGGGGAAUAUUCCCUGCCAAGGGUAAAAAGGCCUGUAAGGUUUAUUCUCAACUCUCAUUCGUACACCAAAUUGCGUAUUAUUGGUUUGUUUGUUUGUUUGUCUCUUAAGUCACGCUUCAAUCUUUAUCUCUCCCUUUAACGGUUUGAUGUGUUUACAAGGCAUGCACAAAAUCAUGCACUGUAAUAUAACUCUUGAUCCGUAAAUGUCCUCUUUUCGACGUAGGCAAGCGCAUUACACCUUACUCCGACUUUUUGUCUCCCCUCUGAUGCUUGACGAUGCCAACUGGAAUAACAUCACGUCCAUAGGUAGCCUGCAUGCGCCUGACCGAGAACAUUCUGAGACCUUCUUAUCAAUGCAAAGUUGCCAACGGAAAUCGCUUUCAUGUAACUUUUCAUGUAUCGCCCAUUCUUGUUCAUAUUACAACCCGCUUUCGAUAAUAUCUUAAAAGGAAAAUUCAUCAACUGUACUAAUAACUUCCUUUUUGAGACGACAAAUACAUCACGCAUGUUGGUCUUUCGUGAAAAACGCGCGUGAAUGCGCGCGGGAUGCACACGCGUUUUAUCGGUACACUUAUUAGGGGGAAAGUUAACAGCGAGCAAAUUGCAUUUUGCUGGAGUUGCAGGCCUCAUGUACCAUUACGUUCUCAGUAAUCCUUUUUUAGGCAGUUUUGUGGAGCAAAAUGCAGUCACGUUGACAGGAACACGGUUUGUCUUCCCCUGUCGCUGCAAAGGAAGUCAUUUGAAGUAAACACUUGUCAGUUACGUAAUGAUCCGUUUUUAGCCUCACAACUUUAAUUACGUGACAUUGCGUGCGAGUCUCGCGUUUAACACGCAACCUUUGCGGUGAGGUUUUUGGUUUGAAUUGUAACAACAGCGCUCCUUUGAAAUCUGAAAUCGAAGAUUACUGACCAGAAACAUCGUCCUGCGUUUAAGCAAAUUGGAUGAUCAAGUUUAAAAGCAUUUACGGAUUAGUUUAUUGUAAUUGUUGAUUUGCUAGGUAAAAAUAUUUCCGCUUUACAGGAUAUGCUAUCCGAGGAACUUUCGACUCGCGCCGUCCGUGACUUGAGUCAAAACAUUUUUGCGUCCAGUGAAUGUUUUUACUUUGGCAUCUUCACUUUUGUUAUAUCGCUUCCAUGUUCCACGAAGGUUUGUUAUCGACAAGGAAGGUACCUCGAUAGGAAUUGCCUAGAACUGAGACUGAUUUAAGGUUCUCUGGGGUCUAAGCCCUCCUAUUGAAAGUCAUUCUGUCAACAGGGAUCAGGAAAUAGCUAGCCAGCACGCACGCACCUCGCGAAAUCUUCUUAUCUUUUCCAAGUUCAUGGGGUUUUAAAGACACUCCUGAAACCUAAGAUAGCUGCAAAGCGAGUUAGGGCAUGAAAUUCCAACGUCAACUCGUUGAUCUUUAUGACAAGAAUUUAAUGUAGUCUCAAAGAGAGAAGAGAUACUUCAGUGUUUGAGGAAAUUUUGCGAUGAAUAUUGGUUCCAAAACUCUAAUUGAAAAGCAGCCGAGCCUAUCAGAUCUGCGUUACAAAGCUAAGCGGAUUCCGUUGACUGCGUUGGGUCGGCUCAACCUGUUUGUUGUCGGGCGCGUCCGUGUUUAAUUUACCCAUCCUGUCUCUUUUUAGCCUCAAGCCGUCUUUUAAUGCUCAAAUCCGUUAUUUCUGUUAUCAGGGAUUUUCCAAAGCAGCCAAAGGUUGUAAAGAAUAGCCUUACAGUAGCGAUGUAAUCAGUUCUGCUUUGGCAUGGAAUUUUUUAUUGACGAGGCUCAAAUGUAAACCCACAACUUUACCAAAGGUUUGGGUGCAAAAUGUGCAUUUUUGAUGAAUUAACCCUUUUAAGUAAGUUUGUGUUUUGCGUUUUCUCUCAAAAUUAUGAGGCCUCGCCCUUCUAAUCCCCCCUGCUUAAAACCGAAGACAAACCGUAUUUCCAAAAAUCUAAACAACUUACAGCUUUAGACACUGCCAGAUCAAAAUGUCUAGUUUAUAUAAGAAGAGAAUUGUAAGCUGCUUCAUCAAAGUACAAAGACUUGGUUUGGGAUGUGCAAAGUAUGAAAAUAUGGUACUAGACAUAUCGUUUCGUCUUCUGGUUGGAAGUUUCAGUAAACAAGUUAUGUCGCAGAUAUUAACCCUUCCACUCCUAAGCUUGAGGUAGUCCGUGUACGAAAUCCUGUGUUGUGACCAUUCAAAUGAAAUAGUUUUGGUAAUACGUCCACGCGAUGUUAUUUAUGACUGUACACGUGAGUCUGUGGACGAAAUUAUAUAAGCUAAAGGAGUACUUUCCUGUGCUCAAGCAUUACUUUUGUAUUGCUGAAGAAUGCUUUCCUUUAGUAAAGCAGUAGUUCAAUUUUAUGCUUGGUUUUUCCCUUUGUUUUGGGGUAUUGUGGUGUAUGAUACUAAGUUUAUAACAAAGGGAAAUAAAGUUUAAACCAAGGAUAACAUUGAACCACAAUAUGUACAACGGAAACGCGAGCGCCGAUUUUAACGAGGUUCCAGAAAGACGACGGGGAGGAAGUGAUCGUACAAAAUCCCUCAGUGUAUCAUUCAAAGUUUGCCUCGAAUCCCAGCCCAAGCGAGUCGAGUUUUUAUUUGAAAGGAACGUGGCCGAGCGGUUAGAGCGCUGGACUUAUAAUCCGGAGGUUCCGAGUUCAAGUUCCACCCUGACCAUGGACUGGAUUUGUUCCCAGUAGUCACGAGUUCGACAGAACGAAUUUGCCACCUACAGGCACUCCGCGCAGGCUAGACCUCUCAGAAUCCUCAGUCACGCUUGUAAAUAGCCAACUCAUGUGGUUUGCCUCCGGCCAUUUGAAAAUCUUACUUGUCGUGUUUAUUGAAUCGAAACUAUUUGUUCCUGUCCUUAUUUUUCUUAUUCGUAGGCCACGAUGCAAACUGCUAAGUUACCAGUCAUUUUGUCAUCCCCUUCAAGUCAAUUUUUAUCCAUUAAUAUGCUCAAAAAUUGGCCCAAUUCUUACUUUGCUCCUAAUGGUACACUUUAACGUUCAAAGUUGUGAAUGAAAUCAACUAAGAAAAGUCUAUACAGUUUUGAGUCUUUGCACUCUUUUCAAGAUAGCGUGCGACCUCACACAAGUCUUCCUUGCGGAAUUUGACCUGUCGAGACAAUUUAUUUCCUCUCUCCUCUUCGUCCCGUCUGUUUGGCAGUUUUUGCUCGAUAUUGAUCACCUGUUGAGUAAAAUCAUUUAAGUUGCGUGUGUAUUGCUUUGAGUACCCAGAGACUAUGGAAAUCGAAUGCCCUCAGACAACGUAAGAGCAUCGAGUAGGUCUUCAUAUCAAAACAAAGCAAACGCUUGUGUGAUAUAGUGUUCCGGCCAGUCAGUGUCUCAUGAACUUUUUUUAUAAAUAGCAUGACAAGCGCAAACCAGUCGUCUAAUUUGCGUCAACAGGCGAUUAAGUAACGAAACGCUGGCGUGUAUUUAAUAUAAGGUCUAUUCGCAAGUUUAAAAAUAUGAUUCCUCAUUCUCCUCCCUCCAUUGCAACAGCAAAUUAAGAUAAAUAAAGAGAGUUUUUCGCUAACCGUUUCCCUUUAUUUCGAAGGAUCUUCUGGAGCUCUAUUUGUUUUUAUUCUGAUUGAUAAUUCCGGCACCUACGGCCCAGUUAAUGUCCAUACCCUUACGUGAUUAUCCUUUGCAGAAACUUCGCACUUUAUUUUAAGUAAGCACAUGCAUGCAGCCAUGCCCUGGGGCACUGUUGUUCUCAAGCGUUCUCACGCCAUGUGGUUGUCUGCUUUCGAGUCAUAAGAUAUUACUAUGUCAUGUUUUCCCUUUCAGAGUAAAACUAUCUUCUUUUGGCUUCGUGUUAUCGCACGAGGUUAUUCUUGUUUUGGACCUGUGGAACAAAUUGUAAAACCGUGGUUUUUUUGGUUCAAUGAGUAGCUUUCCAAACGUGGGUUAUGGAACAGUAUUUUUAAUGGCACUGUCUUCAAGUCUCGGAGUUUUUUUCCCGGCAUUAGUGUCGAGUUUCGGAGUCACAGUAACUGAUGAAUUUGCAUUUUGUCUUGUUUACUCAUUGCUUAUCACAAAGAUCGCCCGAAUACCCAACAUAAGCUUGUCUUAUAUCUGGGGACAGACCGAGUUACUAUUUUGCGUGCUAAAAGUUUAAUUUUGAACAUAUUUGUUGUAUUGGCCUCGACACUAAAAUCUCGUUCUCAGCUAGCUAUUGUAGUUCUUACGUAAUUGCCCGGUAUGUGUGUAGUAAAAGUAAUUUGUGGCGGCAGAUAUUUGGCUCAGGUAAUAAUUUCCUGCAGUAGAAAAGACUACAUAAUAACAUGAAAAUGACGUAGGUUUAGACGUAAUUACUUCUAUAACUCACUACUAAAAGGGCAAUACUGUAGAACACGUCACGACACUUUGAUUUCCCUGGCGUCUUUCCUUCUUUUUGUAAGUUGAAUUCUUUCGUGGUUAAAUCAUAAACAACAACAACAACAACAACAAACGUGGAUUGUAAAAAAAGUGAAUUCCUGUUGUUACUGUAAACGUAUAACUUAGAAUUGUUUCGCGUAGACAUUGAGAGCCGCCUUAAAACCCUGUAACAACCAAGCAGAUCACUUCCAUAGGCGAAAAUGUAGACAUUAGGGCCAUUUAUACGAGGAAAAAUAAGACGCGUCUUACAUAAGACGCCUCUUAAAUAAGACGCGAACUUUCCGAAUAAACGGCACAUUUCGUCUAAAAUAAGACUCGGCUUAGCUAAGACGCGUCUCAUGUAAGACGUCUUAUUUUUCCUCGUAUAAAUGGCCCUAUUGUUUGUUAUUGAACUAACAACAAAGACUAAAGAUGCCAAAAGUGACUGUGAGUUGGUAUAGUCUUUCGGUGGCGACACUGUGAUUUGCGUAGUUUGCGAAUCAGAAGAAAAACUACGUCGCUGACUGAGUCUCUCUUUACAGUGUCGCCACUUAAAGACUAUACCACUUUCAAGCGCACAGUACCUUGCCCCUUUCCGCUACAGUGGGUUCCCAAUUUGCACGUAAAACCAGAAAUUUUACGUUGCUUUAAAUGCAAAUAUUACUAUACGAACGGUCUCCCCUGUUUUCGUCCACGGACUCAAAACUGAGUCACUGACGACGCCAGGUCAUUCCAGAACUGUAGCUAACUGUAGCAGCUGCUCGUAAGGUGUUUCCUCAUUAGUCGCAGAAAACAAUAACACAGCAUUGCUCAUCAAUAUUUCCAUUGUUUUCCGGUCAGAGUUGCAAACCAAUUGACUUGUAGGGUUAGGAAAGCUGGUACACGCCCAGUUAUUCGUACUGCUCCCAGUUGUUUCCCUUAAGACACAGCCUCUUAUAUCUUGCCAGGCUGGUAGACAAGACAGAGAAAAGUUUAGCUCAAAGAAAGCAACAAAGAAACGGCUCAACGAAUUUGCCAGUUCCACGAAUAAGGUAAGUGAAGUUCUUGCUUUCAAUAAGGAUUGGUAUUAGUUAAUGAAGAUAUAUUGGUGUGCUUGUAACCAUAUUCUUUAUGUUAACUUGUUUCUUGACUUGUUGCUCAGCUUGAAGGGCUCUCUUUUCUUGAAACUUUAACCAAAAUAACAUGUGCAGGAACACUUCUUGACAAAAGCGCAAUGGAAGGCAUUAGCUUAACACAGAAGUGCUUAGUAAGGUAGCAUAGUUUUUAGACACUCGUCAUUUGGGCUUUUGUUUACGCUAUUGUUAGUAAUUUAACAAAAUAACUGAAAAGAUUCGUCAAGUAACAUAAUAUGUUCCUCACGUUUAUACGGUAACCAAGCAAAGAAAAAAUGUCAACUAAGUCUAGCAUUGAUUUCUUGAUCUAUUGGUUAAGCAGACGUUUAAAAACUUUUCUCAAGAAGGAGGGGGGAGGGGCAUGCAGAGAAAAGGAGCAACAGGCAGCAGACUCUUGCUGAAUUUUGAUUGUUUGAUUGAUCCAUUGAUUGAUUGAUUGAUUGAUUGAUUGAUGGAGAUGUAGGUUUGUAACCUCCUCAAUUACUUUUCACUUAAUUUCACUUUUGUAUGACAAGCAACGUUCUUCUUGUAGGAGAAAAGAAGGAAGAAGAACUUCAUGAUGAUGCGACACAAUAGAGAUGUUAGGGGCAAAAAUAAACGUUCAUUCCGAGACAAACAGGUUAGUGCCCUUAGCUUCCGUUAUAUUUAGGGGAGUCUCAUAACUCAAAGAGAAGAGUGUGCUCCCUCGGGAUAGGAAGUGCGACGGCGGCUUACGCAGUGAGCCCAAUGGAAGGUUUUCUAGCAUUGCUUGUGCCUACAAACACCCUGCUUGUUCUGUGCCACGGCUUCAUGUUAUAAUGAGUUUAUCUGAGAACUGUUUUCAAUUCCCGACCUCGUUAAUUUGAACUUUCUUGGGUACAUGUGAAGCAAACAUUCAGGGACAUCAUGUUGCAAACGUCGUGAGAAUAGUGUACCAUGCAUCUUGUCACUAGCGCAAACCAACAAAGACCUUGGGUGUACGCCAUAGCCUCUCAACCCAUGGUCCAGUGCUGCAGACUCUGAGCCACGAAAGGCGUGCGAGACCGUUUUGACGUUUAGAAAAGGUUCGUCUGUGGCACCCAUCCUGCACCCUGCUAGGAUUCACCUAUCUCCCUGUGUGGCAAUCAGUCACGUCAGUUGGCGAGAGGGUACUAAAAUUUCAAUCUACUUAUCUUCUUAAUUGAAUGUGAUAUCAUAAACUUCUUUGAAUCUUGUGCCGUUAGAGUGAAAUCUUAAGUUUGAGAUUUUAGAAGAAUAUGAUGCAUGGGAGAUAAUAUUAGAUUUAGGGCAACAACUCCAGAAAAAAUUUCAUUUCGCUUUAUCAUUUAUUUUCUUCACUCCGUCAUCUGUUGUUUUUCAUAAUUUUUUUUUCGAGAGUGCAUAUUUUCGUAAGCCCCUCCCUUUAGAGUCAAAUAGGGGUUUUGUAAGACAUUGUCCAAUUCUGUUCCCCACGACUUGUUUUUUAACUGGGACGCAUUAACUUUGAUUCCUUUUUCUCUUACAGAUGGCUCUGAAGAAUUCUCUUCUCAAAGCCAAAAAGGCCAAGUAGUUACUUGCGUCAAGAUGAACAUCUCUACGAAAUUCCGUUAACAUUCCACUAUUCCUGCGCUGAAGUGCACAAAGAGAACGGAUAAAAGCCUGCAUCGGAAAUUCUUAUCCGCGGUCGGAUUCCACAUCGCGGGCGUGACGAUUAUAGCGGUAAAGCGAAUACUCGAACUCAUAAUUGUACCAAGGUACAACAGAACAGUGUCAUUUCUGCCGCUGAUUAUCAAACGCAAAGACGGUCGCUGAUGAGAAAUGCGAUUAAAACUUCUUGCACCGUUUUACAACUGAUAUCUUUGAUUGCAUCUUUUAUUGUCGAGUCUCUGCUGAGUUCUACCAAAGAGAAUGCAAAUCUAUUUCAACGUUCACAGUAGAUUAACAUGAAGCUUAAGCAUUUCCGACCAGUUAAAAGCGGAAACGUUUGGGAAAACAAGGGUCUUAGCGAUGCAUUAUACUCGACAGCUUUUGUUGCCUUGGUCUUAAAUUCGCCAUUCAAAGGCGGAAACGUUUGGAAGAAACUAAGUAUCUUCAGUGCUGCAUUAAACGUGAUAGCUGAUCUCUGUUGGUAAAAUUUGCAAUGCUUGACACUCUUGACGUUUUUCCUUGAAAUAAUAAUUUGAUUCUCAGAGCGGGGCAACCUUCUAAAGCACUUUGCGUUCAAAACCUUUAAGUUGCCAUACAGUAAGGAUAAAAUUUUAGUUUUGUUCCCUAUCUCUACAUCUAAGAAGAUCAGAAGCUUAAAGCUUUGUGUAUUUUAAGGUCUUUUUCCAGCAGUUUUGAAGCUUCGUUCGUGCCUGCUCAGAUCAGUAGAUUUUAGAAGAAAAAAAAAUCGGUGACUUUCCUUUUCUUUCACUUCUUCAGUGUCCUGAAAUUUGUCGAAUCCCCGUGCUAUUUCUGUUCAGUCGUAUAAAAAAUUUGUGUAUAGGAUUUGAUUUCCCCCCUUUUUUAUAUGAUGUGAAUUAGUGUGAUCUUUGCAUUAAAAAGCCUGAGAUACUUACGUUAGGCCUGUUUCAAUUAGGUGGAGGAAGAAACAAAUUACACGUUUAAUAACGUAAGCUUUUAGAUUAGACUAGUAUCCAAGUAAACCGGUGACAUCUUGGUCUCUAUAUUAAAGUUUGUACUGUGGAUGCCAAAACACUUCCACGAAAGGAAAUAACUUCUGGACGAUAAAUUGUUAGUUUGUGUGGGUUAAAAAUUUCGAUCAAGUUAAAUCGUUGGUUAAAUUAUGCAUUCUACGUACUCCGCCAAAGUUCUGUAAAUACAAAAAGGAUUAUACAACGGAAAACGUUCUGGCUUGGUGUGCUUGAGGUUUUUUCCCGGGAAAUUUUUACAACGUGUUCCUGCAAAAAUUCCCUGAUUCGGUGUCGUCUGUGCUUUAGUAAUAACAUAAUUAUUAUGAACCGUGAUACUCCUUACCAUUGGCAAAAUCAGAAAAUUUAAUCAGAGGAGC
Messenger RNA from Porites lobata, 25351 nucleotides. The record is from the annotation of a GenBank genome assembly. NCBI's taxonomy places the organism in Eukaryota, Metazoa, Cnidaria, Anthozoa, Scleractinia, Poritidae.